AUGCCGAGGCCUAUUCCUGCUCGCGAUUUCACUGUCGGCUGGGUCUGCGCGCUGCCCAUCGAGUUAGCAGCCGCGGCAGAAAUGAUGGAUGAGGAAUACGCUGACCUCCCGUCCCAGCCGUCCGACUCGAACAUCUACUCCUUUGGCCGCAUCGGCGUCCACAACGUCGUCGCUGCCCAUUUGCCCGCCGGCCAGAUGGGCGCAAACCAAGCAGCUAUUGUCGCGAGCCAAAUGAAAGCCAGCUUCCCGUCGCUGCGAUUCAGCCUCCUCGUUGGCAUCGGUGGAGGCGUCCCAAACCUUGAGAACGACGUCGACAUUCGGCUUGGCGACGUCGCUAUUAGCCAGCCGACAGGACAGCAUGGCGGAGUGAUCCAGUACGAUUUUGGGAAGACUGGGGCUGGCGGUCGCAUCGUUCGCACGGGUAGUCUCAAUACGCCACCGACAAUCCUUCUCAACGGCCUAGCUAAACUCCAAUCGAACGACGUCCGAGGCAAAACGCAGGUCCUCACAUACCUCUCUCGGGUGUCUAAUAAGCCAGAGUUUGCAUCGCCUGGCCCCGAAAACGAUACCCUAUACCAUGCAUCAUCGACUCAUGCCAUCGGAGCUACAUGCGCAAAAUGCCGUCCAGAAGACGUAGUUAAUAGGAAGCCACGUGCGACAACCAAGCCGGUCCUCUUCUUCGGCAACAUCGCAUCGGGGAACCAGGUGAUGAAGGACGGACUAACUCGCGAUAGGCAUAGUCGGGAACUGGGAGGUGUUUUGUGCUUUGAGAUGGAAGCAGCUGGGUUGAUGAACAAUUUCCCUUGCAUUAUCAUUCGUGGCAUCUGCGACUAUGCAGACGCACACAAGAACAAGUUGUGGCAGCCAUACGCAGCGGCAACGGCAGCAGCAUAUGGCAAAGAACUGCUAACUACCAUCCCAGCAUUGGUUUCGGGUAACCUAGAUGAGAAACAAGAUUUUCGUCUAAAACCACACUUCAUCGUCCCAUUCGGCCGGAAUGAAAACUUUGUCGGCAGAGACGCGAUCUUAAGGCAACUUCUCGAAAGGAUUCCCCCGAGUGCUUAUAAAGACACUUGCCAGAGGACAGCUAUCGUUGGCCUCGGAGGGAUUGGCAAGACGCAGGUUGCUAUCGAAGCUGCCUAUCGCGUUCGCGACGCACACCCCGACUGCUCUGUAUUCUGGGUGCCGGCUGUCGACACGGUGAUGUUUGAGAACGCGUAUCGCGAUAUCGGCCGAGCGCUUAGCAUCCAAAGCAUCGAAGAUGACGAAGCGGAUGUCAAAGGGUUGGUUAAAGCUGCCCUAGAACGGGAUGGUGAUAGGAGCUGGCUUCUCAUUAUUGAUAACGCUGACGAUAUGGAGUUGCUCUUUACCAACUCCAAGUUAGCGAAGUAUUUCCCCUCUAGCAGAAAGGGCUCUAUUCUGCUCACGACCCGUAACAAGCAGGUGGCAACAAGAUUUAGCCGUGGUCACCCUCUAUACUUACGGGAGAUGGGCAGCAUAGACGCCACUCAACUCCUGAAUAGUGGAUUAGACGAAAGCCAGAUCAGCGACACUCGGAUCACUACAGAGGUGCUAGGGCAUCUCGCUUAUCUACCUUUAGCUAUCCGACAGGCAUCGGCUUAUAUGGCUUCGAAUAAGAGUGUGACGGUGUCUAAAUAUCUCGGAUACUGUAAGGCUAGUGAUGAGAAACUAGUGGGAUUGCUUAGCAAGGACUUUGAAGAUGAAGAUCGAUACGACGAUAUCCAGAACCCAGUGGUCAAGACAUGGCUAAUCUCGUUCGAGCAUAUAUCAAGAGACAACCGGCUAGCAGCAGAGUACCUCGGCUUUCUAUGCUACCUCGCGGAGAAGGACAUCCCCCUAGCUCUUUUGCCGCCUAGUGAGGAUGGGAUAGACACCGAUGAGGAUAUGGCGGCGGAAGAAGCAAUAAGCAUGCUAAUGGCCUACGCGUUCAUCCAGGAGCGAGACACUGAGGGAAGGAUCGAUAUUCAUCGGCUAGUGCGCUUGGUGAUGCGCAACUGGGUAAGGGAGAAAGGAGAGGAAGAGGAGCAAGUGACAGAGACGAUUUACUGGCUUAGCGAGAGGUUUCCAUGGCCGGAUCACAAGAAUAGGGAAGUGUGGAUGACGUACUUGCCGCAUGCGCAAGCGGCACUUCGAUUUCAGGAUUGGUGCACAGACGAGGAAGCAUUAUGGGAUCUGUUGGCUAAUACAGGGCGAAGCAAUGAGCUACUUGGAAAGUAUGGCGAGGCGGAGCAGAUGCAUCGGCAGACACUGGAGAUGAGGAAGAAGGUGCUGGGACCCGAGAAUCCUAAUACACUCAGCAGCAUGAACAACCUGGCAGGCGUUUUUGAUAGCCAGGGGAAGUAUGAAGAGGCAGAGCAGAUGCAUCGGCAGGCACUAGAGAUGAGGAAGAAGGUGCUGGGACCCGAGAACCCCGACACACUCGGCAGCAUGAAUAACCUGGCACUUGUGCUUAGAAGCCAGGGGAAGUACGAUGAGGCAGAGCAGAUGCAUCGGCAGACACUAGAGUUGAGUCAGAAGGUGCUGGGACUCGAGAAUCCCUCCACACUCACCAGCAUGAACAACCUGGCAGAGUGCUUCGACAGCCAGGGGAAGUAUGAAGAGGCAGAGCAGAUGCAUCGGCAGGCACUGGAGUUAAGUGAGAAGGUGCUGGGACCCGAGAAUCCCGACACACUCACCAGCAUGAACAACCUGGCACUGGUUCUUGGAAGCCAGGGGAAGUAUGAAGAGGCAGAGCAGAUGCAUCGGCAGACACUGGAGUUGAGGAAGAAGGUGCUGGGACCCGAGAAUCCCUCCACACUCACCAGCAUGAACAACCUGGCACUCGUUUUUGAUAGCCAGGGGAAGUAUGAAGAGGCAGAGCAGAUGCAUCGGCAGGCACUGGAGAUGAGGAAGAAGGUGCUGGGACCCGAGAAUCCCUCCACACUCACCAGCAUGAACAACCUGGCACUCGUUCUUGAAAGCCAGGGGAAGUAUGAAGAGGCAGAGCAGAUGCAUCGGCAGGCACUAGAGAUGAGGAAGAAGGUGCUGGGACCCGAGAAUCCCGACACACUCGGCAGCAUGAAUAACCUGGCACUUGUGCUUAGAAGCCAGGGGAAGUAUGAAGAGGCAGAGCAGAUGCAUCGGCAGACACUAGAGUUAAGUCAGAAGGUACUGGGACCCGAGAAUCCCGACACACUCGGCAGCAUGAAUAACCUGGCACUUGUGCUUAGAAGCCAGGGGAAGUAUGAAGAGGCAGAGCAGAUGCAUCGGCAGACACUAGAGUUGAGUCAGAAGGUGCUGGGACUCGAGAAUCCCUCCACACUCACCAGCAUGAACAACCUGGCACUCGUUUUUGAUAGCCAGGGGAAGUAUGAAGAGGCAGAGCAGAUGCAUCGGCAGGCACUAGAGAUGAGGCAGAAGGUGCUGGGACCCGAGAAUCCCGACACACUCAGCAGCAUAAACAACCUGGCAGGCGUUCUUAAAAGCCAAGGGAAGUACGAAGAUGCAGAUCAAUUAUAUCAGAAGUCACUGGCGCUAAGGGUGGGACAAAGAGAUGCAUUCCACGGCAGUGGCAGCGCGAACCAGUACCGGCCACCUGAAGAUUAUGUGUCGUGCAAUACACUCUCCGGCUUCCCACACACAUCACCAAAUGAGCUUAAGAAGAAGGUGCUGGGAUUGGCGUAUUCUUUAAGCCGUAGGGCAGACCGUAAUGUUGCUGAUAACAUUGAAGUGAACGCAGACUCUAGUUCCACGACUUCAGUAGACUAA
This is a messenger RNA of Colletotrichum truncatum, 3768 nucleotides long. The record is from RefSeq and is a predicted model, not a curated record. Lineage: Eukaryota; Fungi; Ascomycota; Sordariomycetes; Glomerellales; Glomerellaceae.